Mus pahari (shrew mouse) is the source of this 1560-nucleotide messenger RNA. It is a transcript of the gene Tex44, whose product is annotated as testis expressed 44. The record is from RefSeq and is a predicted model, not a curated record. Lineage: Eukaryota; Metazoa; Chordata; Mammalia; Rodentia; Muridae. The coding region runs from base 36 to 1538 and encodes 500 amino acids. The transcript has a single exon.
UCCUUCCCAACCACCAUUAGUAGCAGGGGGCAUAGAUGACCGCUGAGCCCUUGGAAGAUCCUGAAGCCAGCAGCAGUUCUACACAUGAUCUUCCCGAGGCCUCCUCGGACAACACAGCUGAUGAAAACUCUGCAGAUUUACCCGGAGAGUCCGAAGGACCAGACUCCCUGCCUGAUGACAUCCCACCAGGAGACAUCGAUGAAGCGCUAGCUGAACAGGAUGUAGAUCAAGCUUCCGAGGCAAAAGCCAUCACCACAGAGCAAGAUGAAGAAGAGCAGGCCUUCAUUCGGACUGAUACCUUCAUGAGACAAGAUGAAGACCAGGUCUCCAAGCAGAUUGCCACCAUCACGGAGAAAAAUGUAGACCAGGUGUCCAUGCAGAUUAACACAGUUACUGAGCAGGAUAAAGACCAGGCCUCCAUACAGACCGCCACCUUGAUGGGACAGGAUAAAGACCAGGCAUCUUUGCAGAUUGCCACUUCUGUGGGACAGAAUAAAGAUCAGCCCUCCAUGCAAAUGGAUACCUCCAUAGGGCAAGAUGUAGAGCCAGCCAUCUCCACGGAUACAGCAACUUCUGCAGUCAAAGAUGAGAGCCCAGAUAUUCCACAUCAGGGCCAGGACAAUCCUGAAGAGACCACAUCUCUGCUACCCCAAGACCCAGGUAUCCUGCAAGUGUUUGUGGGUUUCCAGAACCCAGUGUGGGACAGGCUAACUGAAAACAACCGUACAAGUCGGAGCCGGACGGUUUCCCCGAGUGACUCCCAGACCCAGGAAAAGACACUAGGAAAGCAGAACGUUCCAGAAGAGCAGCCAGAGAUAGUUCCAAAUGCUGACGUGCCAUCUGUCCUGCCUGAUCAUGUUCAGACUUCUGUGGGAGCUACUGACCCACCCCCUUCUGAUACCAAUGAUCCCGACCCAGAACCCACGCCGACCACUAACUCUACCGAGCAGGAAGCUCAAGGGUUCAAAGCCUUGAACCCUGGGAGCAAAGCUAGAUCGCCAGGGCCAACCAGUGAGGAUUCAGCUGCUGACUCGGGAAUCCCACAGGCUCCAUCUGACCCAGGCUCCCCAGGUGGCAGUCCACCCUGCUCUCCAGAUUCCUACCAGGUGGCUCUGGGCAGGAACCUUCUGGACCCCAAUCUCUAUAGGCCUGAUGUGGAGAAUGACUACAUGCGCUCCAUGACCAGCCUGCUGGGUUGUGGCGAGGGCUCCAUCAGCUCCCUCACAGACAUCCUGGUGUGGUCAGACACAGCCACGCGCAUGGGUGUGGCUGUGGGCAUUCUGGCCUCAGGCUGCAGCUCUCCAGCUGACCGGCUACAAGAGGAGGGUCCCCGCCUGCGUACUGUCGCCAGCCUCUUACGCAGCGCCAGGUCAGCUUUCUCCUCUAGGAUGAUGUCUGGAACUGGCUCAGCCCUGUGCUCUGUCACGCACCUGCUGGAGUCUGUGGAAAGACGGACUAUGGAAGGCAUCCGUUCAGCUAUUCGUUACCUGGCCCAUCUCACCUCACGCUGGGCCCGCACUGGCCCCAGUGGUGACUAGAUCAGCAAGCCCCCUACUUCUU